AUGGCGCCGACGAUCCCCGAACGCGCGGGCGUCGCGGAGCCGUUCGACAUGAGCUACGCCGCGGACUUCGUCGCGGCCGCGCCGGGGGUGCCGCUCGGCAGGGUCAGCGCGGUCACCGCUCGACGCGCGCGCGCGAAGAUUCGCGAGCAGAUGAAGGAAGACGCGCGGAGGCGACGCGCGCGCGCGGCGGCGCGGCCGAUCGACGCGCUGCUUCAUCCGAACAAGCUCGGGAAGCCGCUCCCGAAGUGCGAUUUCGAGGAGACGCUCGUGGACGGCAAGUUCGACUGCGGCCUUGGACGCGAACCCAAACCGAUGCCGAGCAAGGAGCUCCUGGAGCGCGACGGGCUCACCCCGAGCUGGCCGGAGAACUUCCGCGAGGAGCUCCCGCCCAGGGUCGGCGAGGACCGCGCCGCCGACCAUCGCGGGCGGUGGGAAGCGCGAGCGAUGUCCCCGGACGCGGACCCGACGCUCGGGUUCGACCGCGCCGGGCGAUGGGAAGACCGCGGCGGGUUCGGCGACGGCAACCGCGGCCUGGAAGAGCUCACCGAGGAGGAGCUCGCGUUCAUCGCGCGGAGGGAUCACAGCGGGCGGUGGCAGAAUCGACACGGCGCGCGCCUCGCGAGAGGAUACGCCGCGCCGAGGACGUACGCUGGGUACGGCGACGUCAGGGGCGCGGACGUCGCGGAGGAGGACGUGGCGCGCGCGAUCGCGGCGGCGAGGGAGGUGGAGGAGCGCGGGAAGGUGGGUCCGGAGACGGCGUUCGACGAGGACGGGACGUUUCGAGAGUUUGAUCCGAACUUGAUGGAUCGCGACGAGCUCGACGCGUGGAAGGCGACGCGACGCGAGGACGCCGAGCGCGCGUUGAGAGAGCUGCGCGCGAAGGAAGGGAUGCGCGGGACGGUCCGCGUGCACAGCGACUGGAAAGCGCCGCCGCGGAAGCCGAAGCCGCCGAGAGGGAAAGCGUCUACGCCGUGCUGGGCGGACCUCGGGCACGCGGCGAGGGAGACGAAGACGGAGCGAUGGGGCGCGCGGACGCGGACGCCGGAGCCGGGGGCGGACGUCCCGGGCGCCGGCGACGGCGGGGAGACCGCGCGCGUGAAGUACUACGUCACGCCCGGGCAGGCGCGGUACGAGAAGGGCGGCGGCGCGAAUCCGCACGAGCCGCACACGCUGGGCGGGACGGACGGCGCGUUGGAGCGCGUCAAGUGGGGCGUGAGGGUCAAGUCGCUGCCGCCGGCGGCGCCGGUUGAAACGCUGCCGGAUGUGCUCGUGACUCGGAACCCGAUCGAGUUCGAGACGAGGCACGGCACGAGCGCGAAGCUGCUGCACUCGUCCACCGCGGAGGAGCUGAUAUACGGGGUGAAGAAGUACGUGAACUUGGAGCAGCCGACGAACCGGACGAAGGAGCAGUACGAGGCAGACAUGGCGAGGGUGUCGAAGCACGUCGGGCCGGUGCCGUGAAAGUAUUAGUCUAGUCGUAGAGAAGAGCGAGGAGACGAUUUUAUUCCAACAGAAUGUCCUGCUU
Molecule: messenger RNA, 1525 nt
Organism: Micromonas pusilla CCMP1545
Lineage: Eukaryota; Viridiplantae; Chlorophyta; Mamiellophyceae; Mamiellales; Mamiellaceae
Exons: 2
Coding region: 1-1461 (486 amino acids)
Source: RefSeq, a predicted model, not a curated record